Molecule: messenger RNA, 264 nt
Organism: Racocetra persica
Lineage: Eukaryota; Fungi; Glomeromycota; Glomeromycetes; Diversisporales; Gigasporaceae
Source: the annotation of a GenBank genome assembly
AAUUUGCAAGAAAUACGCCUAGAAGUAAAUUUUGAAAAAUAUUCGAUAACCCUCGGUAUCGUUGGAGAAUAUUGCCCCAAUCUUGUGGAUGUUAUGGUUGGUGAUGAUUUUGAUAGUGUGGAUGACUUGGUAUCCCUGUUAAAGCAGUCUUUACAUCUUCAAAAACUUACGAUUCGAGGUGGUGCUUCAUCGUUUAAUGGAAUUCUACCAACAUUUAAAGAAUUGAAUGCGAUGGCGAACUUAUGUCAAUUCUCGAUUAAUUAG